GAUUUUUUUAUAACAAUAAUUUCAAAUAAUAACCUGGUUAAAGUUCAAUCAGCUGUUAAUCAGCAGGACCGGACAGGAAUGAUAACAAAUUUUUUAAUCAUGUUUUUUAUUGAAAUUUUGAAGGGAACUGGGAAAGACGAAAGUAAAAAUUUGUCACUAUUCACUAUUGCGUUUAUUUCAUCAUAAUUUUAAUUGGUUCAGUGAAGACAAUUGACCAGCCAUAACAUCUUCACUCUUGGUAUUUCGUUUUCGUGGCUUAGAGUGUUCGUUUUUGAUUUCAGUGUUCUGUGCUGAACUAUUGUUUUCUAUAAAAUCAUGUUACGAAUCUUUGUCCCGAAUGUACGACGUGUUAUGCUGAACAGCAGAAUUCGUUUUAAGUCAACGACUGUAAUCCCGGAAGCAGAGAAGGCCCUCUCGAAUACGAUUAAAGAAUUGACCAGAAAGCUGGAACUGGCCGAAGCCGAAGCAAAAAAAAAUAAAGCUUACGCAGAAGCAAGUAAAGUUUACGCAGAAGGUGUUUACAAUGAGUUCAUCGGAAACAAUGGGGCGUACAGCGAAACCGAGAAAUUACGUAUAGCCAAGAAACUGGAAGAAGUUCGCAAUUUAUAUUUAGAAAACCCACGUUUACUGUUAAAAGUAAAAAGUGGUGUACACGUCAAUCGAUUUGACGUGUUGAGCUGUUAUUUCCCUGCGAACAUCGACUCAAAACCGUUUGGGAAAUUCCAGCUUGCGUUGGCAUGGACCGUGAAAGAUGACAUGGAUAGGUAUUCUGUUAUACCGAUCUCACGAACUGCUUCGAGCUCAGAUGACCGCUAUGUCUUCGCUAAAAAAUUUGAUUCCAUCCCAUAUUACGUUUUGGUUGACCAGUUCACACCGAUGGAUGAUGCGUUUGUGCUCGGUAAAACGACAUAUAAAAUGGAAGUCGACGAAAUCGAACAAAUUUAUAUUCUGUUGAAGAAAUUAUUAAAUCUAUAGAAUGUCAAUGUUUAAUUUUCUACGAUUUAAUUUCAUUUUCGAUUUUGAUUUUACAUUCGCGCAUGUAUGUUAUUUAACAGAUGGAAUUAUGUCUCGUUAUGCACCUAUUUGUGUUUAUCUUAUUUUGAGAGUUGGAAGAACGCUUGAAUAAACCAUCAAAGAGAUUGGUAUAGUUUGAAUUUUGAAACGAAAGUCGAAAGGUUAACGAAAAGUCACAGAUUACAGACUGAUUAUUUUUAUAAAAUUCCUAGUACUGAUAGUUUUUAUUUUCCUAAUUAAUUAACCAGCUGUGAUGUAUUAUUUAAUUCGAGAAUAUUUGCAAUUUAAUUUCGUUAUCCUUUAUCCUGUAUUUUUAUAAUCGAGGUUUCCUUAAUUUGCCUAAUUGUAGCGUUAUUGGAUGCUGUAAUAAUCCACAUGUAGUUUCAUUACCUUUAUAUUUUUUUAAAACUUUCUUAUUACCCAAUUAGUCAAGUAUGAUUAAUAAGUACAAAUUCGUUUUUGUUUUUGUUUUCAACAUUUUAUACUUAUUGCGUGGUGGUUUUUGAAAAUAAAUCCUCGCCUUUGUGUUUAAUUCAUUGAACAUUAUGCACUUAAUUGUAUAUUUUAAAAAGUCAAAUAUCCACACAAUGAAAACGUCUGCUCUUUGAAUUUCCCACAAAAAUUGUACAUAUAAGUACUUAUCCGAAUGUAAGGAUUUCUUGCAAUUAUUCUAUUAGCAAAACAAAACUUUUGAUAAUAAUUUCGAAAUGAAACGAGUCUUACCUGAAAGAAUGAUUGACCUGGAUUUUCUUGAAAUUUUGGCAAAACAUGUCUUUUUGGGAUUUUGCCAAAAAAAGUUACCAUUUUCACCAAAUUUGAUAAAAAAAAACAAGGAUUUUUUUUUGCCAAUAAUAAUUUUGACUGGAAAGUACUUGGAAGCAUAAGAUUUAGGUGUUGGGGUUUUGUUUUGAUAAAAGUCUGAUACAAGUAGGUACUUUUUUUGCCAAUUUUGACAAAACAGCAUUUUUUUACCAUAAAAAAAGCGAGAUUUUCUGAAAAUGUUGACCUCGAAAAAGUUUUUUUUCUGAUUUUGUCAAAUAAAACAAGUCUUGGCAAUUUUGAAUGAGAAAAAUCGAAAAGUAGAAUAUUUUGCAAUUUUGAUUUAAAAAAAGGAAAUUUUUUGCUUCAAAUUUUACCAAAAAGAGCAUUUUUUAAAAAGAGCAUAUCUAUCUAUAUUUUGGGACAAAAAAACCUUUAUAAAAAUUUUUAACAAAAAGGAAGUUUUCUGCAAUUUUAGCAAAACAAAACAAAAACCCAAACUUUCUAGCAGUUUUGACAAAAAAAAACCAUCGAUUUUCCACAAUUUGAACAGAACAGCAGUGGUUUCUUUGCAAUCUUUACAAAAUAGGUAGUGAAUUUUUUUUUGAUAAUUUUGGUGAAAAAAGAAAAACAGGUGACCUACCUUUUGGCUUUUACAAUUUUGACCAAAAAAAAAAUUCGUGUACGACAACAAAUGAGAUUAUCUGGUAGGUAAUUUUAUUCAAAAAGACAGGAAUUUUUUGAUACUUUGAUGAAAAAUUCAUUUAAAAUGCAUACAAAAGACUAAAACAGUAGAAUUUUUCACAAUUUUGAAAAAAAAAGUUGAAACUUUUGAAUUUGAUAAAUUUGAUGAAAAACAAAACUGUUGUUUUUUUUUGCAAUUUUGGCUGCAAAAAAAGUAAGACUUUAUGACGAUUUUCACCAAAAAGAAGAAGUUUUCUACAGUUUUGGCAGAAAAAACACAAUUUUUUGGUAAUUUUGAUUUUGAUAUUCCAACAGCAAUCAGAUUGUUCUAGGCAAUGUAGGAUUUUUUCAAUUUUGAAAAAAAAACAAAAAACUUUUUUGGAAGUUUGGCCAUAAAACUAGUCUUUUUAGUUUUUUCUGCAACUUUAUUUGUGGCAAAAGGCAAAAACAUUCAACUUUCGCGUCUUUCGCUCACGUUUAUUCAUUCGAAUAGUCUGCCUGGCUUCGCGAUUUUCGGAAAGAGCAGUGUGUAGAACUGUAGAACCCUCAAAAUCGAAAUUUCAACAGCCCAAAUCAAAUUCUCGAUUUUUAGAAAUGUUUUUUUAAAAAAAAAAAAAAAACAAAAUAUCUAAACUUGAUGGGGGAAAAUCAAAAAAUUCAACUUUUUUCUGAUCAGUUCACAGUUCGUAGGAAAAUUUUUGAAAUUUGCAGUUGUUAAUUUGCACGAAUGGCAGUGGCUGUGUUACACAAGCCCCGAAAACUCCGAAAAGUCCUGAUCUCGUGAUGGUCCUGAUGAAUUGGAUUUUGAAUCUCACGAUUCGGAUUAGGGCAUUUGGGCAUUUUUUAAAAAUAGGGCUUGGUUUUCGGAGAAAGAGGUUUUGGGUUUUGACCUUUGGGCAAGGGCAACUGGCAACUCAGGCAAGGCUUUGUAGAUUUGUAGAUUACACUUUUUGAGAUUUUGGGGCUUGGACAUUCAGAUCAGGAAUCAGGAUUCAAGGAUUAUUGAUCACUGUAUCACUGAUCAGCGAUCAGCCUAGAUCAGGGCAUCAGGGCUUUUUCCAGUUUUCGGUCCUGGCCUCCAUGGUUCUGUUCUGGUCGAGGCUUCAUCCUCAACCUCACCUCAAGCCCGGUCAAAGGUGUGGAAAAUUGGAAUUGGAAUUGGAAAUGGAAAAUGGAAAAUGGAAAUUAAUUUGAGGUGGGCUGGGCCGCUGGGGGCUGCUGCUAUAAAAUUUUUGAAAUUCUUCAAAACGCCAUCUACGCUGUCUGAAGGAUUUUUUUAUAACAAUAAUUUCAAAUAAUAACCUGGCUUUUAUUCAUGGUUUUGCUAGACCUGCAAAAUGUUUUCCUAGUAUCAUCUAUUCUCUAUUGCGUUUAUUUCAUCAUAAUCAAUCAUAAUUUUAAUUAGGUAGUCAGAAUUUGAUGUCAACAUGCUGAGAAGAUUGUUCAGUCGAGUUCGUUUCCAGUCGUCCAAUACUUUCCCAGACGGAGAGGUUCCCUUGAAGAAAAUUGAUGUAUUGACUAGAGAGCUAGAAAAAUUCAAAGCCAUUGCAACCCAAGCCCGAGCCGAUGCCAAAAUAGCCAGAGAUGACGCAGAUCUUGUAUACGAGGUACAUCACUGUUGUGAAAGAUCACGCCCUGGGUAGCUAUUCCUCAAAUUUCGACGUUAACUGAUGAGUAGCCACAUCUGAACGGAUCGAUACGACGAAUUCAUCGGAUACUUUGAGGAUUUCGACGACAAUGAGAAAGCAGAGAGACGGAAAAAACUAAGACAAUUGACGAAAAGGUACAUCCACAAUCUUAAAUCAGCUGGUAUUCAUGUGUAAUGUUGUUGUUGUUUUUCCCCCAAUAAAUCUUUUGUCUAAAAGUAAAGAUUUUUUAGUUACAAAUGGUGAAUUUUUAGAACAGAUUACCUACCUACCUUUUGGUUUUUACAAUUUUGAAAAAAAAUAUAUAUAUAUUCGUUUGCGACAAGAAAUUAGAUUUUCUGGCAAUUUUAUUGUUUUAUUCGAAAAAACAGGAAUUUUUCGAUAUUAUAUUUUGAUAACAAAAAUUCAAUAAAAUGCAUACAAAAGACUAAGAGAGUAGAAUUUUUCACAAUUUUGAAAAAAAAGUUGAAACUUUUAAUAAAUUUGAUGAAAAUGAAACUGUUGUUUUUUUUUUGCAAUUUUGGCUGCAAGCUGCAAAAAAAGGAAGUCUUUUUGACGAUUUUCACCGAAAGGAAGGAGUGGAGUUUUUUGCAGUUUUGGCAGAAAAAAAACACAAUACAAUUUUUUGGUAAUUUUGAAAUUCCAACAACAAUCAAAUUUCAAAUUGUUCAAGGCAAUGUAGGAUUUUUUCAAUUUUGAAUUUUUUUAUUUUUUCAAAAUUUAAUUUUUCAAAACGCCAUCUACGCUCUCUGGCGGAUUUUUUUAUAACAAUAAUUUCAAAUAAUAACCUGGCUAAAAGUCCAAUUAGCUGUCAUAACCGACGCAUUUUUUUGAAAUUUUGAGCGGGAAGAAAAAAUUUGUCACUAUUGCAUUUAUUUCAUCAUAAUUUUAAUUAGUUCAAUGAAGACAAUCGUCCUGCCAUAACAUCUUCGCUCUUGGUAUUUCGUUCCUUGAAGUGUUCGUUCUUGAUUUCAGUAAGUAAUCGUUGUAUUGACUUUAUAGCAUUAUUAUACUGACAAGAACCAAUAAAAGCUGUCCGCCAUGUUUUCCUAGUAUCGUUAACUUAACUCUUGGUGUUUCGUGGCUUGGAGUGUUCUUUCUUGAUUUCAGUAAGUAAUCGUCAUCAUUUGAUUUCAAAAUCAUCUCACUUCGUUCUACCAACAUACUCGGUUUUACCCAUUCUGGCACUCGACGACUAGUUUCUUCAGACAUACAGAAUACAACCUGUUUUUAAGCAGCAUAAAUUUUUAUUGCAUGACAUUCGAUGAUAAUAAUAUGUGCUUAUGAGUAGGUAAUGCUUGGUUUGUUUCAGGUGUUCCGUAGUCAACAUUUCGUAUUUGCCAUCAACAUGUUGAGAAGAUUGGUCAGUCGAGUUCAUUUUCAGUUAGGUGGAUCACAAUCAUUGAUUCCACGUGUACCUGUAACUGUAUUUUAUGACGUUAAGUUAUCGAGUAAUGUUCCAAUUCCAAUAGAAGAUGCUUUCUUAAAUCAAGUAAACCGAGUAAACGAAUUGACCAGAGACCUAGAACGAGCAAAAGCCGAAAUACUGGAACGGCUGGAAACCGAACGGGCACGACUCGAAACCGAACUAGUACCAGCCCAAGCUAAACUGCUACGGGCCCAUGCUGAACUUCUACUGACCAAAGCCGAACUGCUACCAGACCAAGCUGAACUGCUGAUGGCCCAAGCCGAAUCCGAACUGCUACCGGACCAAGCUGAACUGCUACGGGUCGAAGCCGAACUGCUACCGGUCCAAGUAGAAGUGCUACAGGCCGAAGCCGAACUGCUAGAGGCUCAAGAUGAAUUAAAAAAUGCCAGAGCCGAAAGGGAUGCCGCUUACAUGGAGUUUAUUGGAAACAAUGAGGAGAUCGAUGAAGAUGAAAAACAAGGAAUGACAAUGAUGCUUGCAGAACGCAGUGAAUAUUUUCGUAAAUACCUGAAGUAAAUCGGCAUAAAUUACAUAGAAUGUAGGUACACGUCUUGUAAUUUGUAUCAUAAUUAUUAUCAAUGGUGUUAUCAUAGUUGUUGUUUUUUUAUUCAUUAAUAUUAUACAUUUUAAAUACGGAAAA
Molecule: messenger RNA, 6172 nt
Organism: Planococcus citri (citrus mealybug)
Lineage: Eukaryota; Metazoa; Arthropoda; Insecta; Hemiptera; Pseudococcidae
Exons: 9
Coding region: 5398-6048 (216 amino acids)
Source: RefSeq, a predicted model, not a curated record